Arabidopsis thaliana (thale cress) is the source of this 2342-nucleotide messenger RNA. It is a transcript of the gene EIP9, whose product is annotated as Chaperone DnaJ-domain superfamily protein. Bases 66 to 1460 code for a protein of 464 amino acids. The transcript has a single exon. Gene Ontology annotation, biological process: positive regulation of transcription by RNA polymerase II. NCBI's taxonomy places the organism in Eukaryota, Viridiplantae, Streptophyta, Magnoliopsida, Brassicales, Brassicaceae. The record is from RefSeq and is marked reviewed.
AAAAUAAUAAAUAAAUUCAACGGGGAGAGAGGAAAAACGAAAGGGAACAAAAAGAAAUAGGGGAUAUGGUAGGCGGACGCGGCGGAGUUGGCGGUGGUGGUGGUAACAGAGUGGAGGCGGAUCAGUGGCUUGUAACAUCGGAGAAGCUUCUAGCGUCUAGUGAUCUUCAAGGAGCAAAGACAUUUGCGAUCCGCGCAUGCGAAGCUGACCCGACCCGAGCAGAAGCUGCAGACUACAUCCUCGCAAUCUGCGACAUUCUUCUCGCCGGAGAGACUCGUUUAGGUGAUUCCAACUUGCCAGACUGGUACGCCGUUCUCCGACUCGGUCGUUUAGCUCAAAACCCUGAACACGUCGCGACUCAGUACCGUAGACUCGCUCUUCUCCUCAAUCCUUCCGUUAAUCGUCUCCCAUUCGCCGAUCGAGCUCUUAAAAUCGUCUCCGAUGCUUGGUUCGUUCUCUCUGAUCCGUUCAAGAAAUCAUUCUACGACCGAGAAUUGCAACUUAGUCAACUCGGUCAAUCUGGAUUCCAUCCUCAAACCCAAUCGCAUCAAAAUUUCCAGUGGGAACCUAGCAGUAGCACCGCCGUAUAUCCGCCACCGCGGUCUCAGAGCCAGGCUGGGACCUCGGCGGAUCCUAUGGCGACGAGCUUCUGGACCGCUUGCCCUUACUGCUUUGUACUCUUUGAGUACCCUAAGGCUUACGAAGAAUGUACUUUGAAAUGUCAAGAAUGUAGAAGAGCGUUUCAAGCUGUGACGAUACCAAAACCUCCGGUGGAUAAGAAAGACGACGAAGACGUUUACUUUUGCUCAUGGGCUUUGUUUCCAUUGGGGUUUUCCGGUGAAUUUCAAGCUCCAAGUUGGUCACCUAUUUCACCUCUCUUUGCCUGUCCUCUGCAAAAGUUGGAUGGUGAACCAAAGAAGAGAAAGGAACCGGGUCCUCCUAGGAUUUACUAUGACGAUGAUGACAUUUAUGUUGCGAUUUCGGAUGGAGAUGACGCUGGUGAUGAUGGUGAUUGGCAAGAUGUGGUACAAGUGAAUAAGAAGACGAAUGUUGGGAAAGGGAAAGAAACAUAUGUGAGAAGUAACAAGAAACAUGGAGUUGAAGAAGUCCAAAAUGUAGAAAGUAUCAGUAGUGCUAGCAAUCACGCGGUUUCAAUUGCUUCAAAUGCUGCGGCUGUUGGGUCUUCAACUGGGGUUAUGUCUAAACCAGGGAGUUAUAUUACUAGAAAACGAAUGGGAACAGGCGCUAAGAACCUGGGGAGGUUGGAUUUGAAUGUGGAGUUUAGUAAUGAAGUGGAAGAGCCUGGUGUGGCAGGUGGGGGAAAUGCAGGCAAUGGGAUCGGAAGUAACAGGGAGGUAGAUAAUAUGGAAGGGAUUGGGUUCUUUGAGGGACUUGAUGAAUUCUUGAAUAGUUUGCCCAUACUUUCUGUUGUUGGAGAUGAUAAGAUCAAGGCUACUUAGUGAAGUAAGGCUUUUUCCUCUCUUUGUUUAGGUUGCGGGUGUUUCGUUGUUGUAGGCCUUAGCUUUUAUGUUUCCUGUUGAUGUUUAACUGUAGUGGAAAUACUAGCAUUUUGAUUCCUUGGAAUCCCUGUAGUUGGAAUCUGUUGAUGUUAUUUUGCUCAAAAUUCGGAUGCUUUCGUCGCUUUCUGGUAUAUAGUCUUCUGCUUCUGAGUUCUGAGUAAAGGCAUUAAGAUUAUCUUUCUCGGGUUUAUUAGACUAUAAAACCUUACUAGCCAAAUGCCUUAUCUAAAGUAAAGUGAGUUACUUAUCCUGCUCAGGUUUCAUUUUGUUCCAAAAGAAUUAUGUUCCUCCAACUCAAAAGGCCAUAGAGCAGCAAAUUGCAAAACAUAGGUGGUUUCCAUGUCGUAAUUGCUGCUUCUGUUCAUUCACUAGAUAACUUGUUGUGUUCUGGACUGACAAACGAAGAGGGAAAGUGACAACACACAUUGCUUGCUUCAUUCAUCCUUGAUGCUUUGAAAGGUAAGGAAAACAAGUAAGCUUUUUGUCAAGAAUUUCUUGCUGGGGUCUAAGGUAAAGACCUAAACGGCUAUGUAGAGUUUUUUUUGUGUAGUCAUAGUAGCUAGGUAUUCUCACUUACCUGUAAUGAGUAUUCUGCAGAAUCUAGAAGAUACAGAAGCUAUCCAAGAGGUGAUUCGUGCACGUUAUCUGGCUUUUAUACGCUCCAGUUGCGCAGUGAAGGUUCCAUUGUCUGUUCAUAAAAGCUUGUUUAAGACAUUAAUGAUGGAACUGUUUAGCCGUUUAGGCUCUAAACAUGAUAUCUACAUAAUCAUUUUUUCUGUAAUUGUGAUGAAGAAGGUUCGUUGUAUCUAUAUUGCUCUGUCU